GCGCGGCCCCUUCGGCUCUCGGGCGGCAGGGGUCUGUCCCAGGCCCGCUUCCCUCCCGGGCACAUGGAGCUGCUGGGGCUGAACCGGAGCGCGCCGGGGCCGGAGCCCCAGUGCGGCCCGGGUUCCCCGUCCCCCAACAGCAGCGCCAACAGCAGCUGCGACUCUCCCCGGGGAGGCUCCGGAGCCGGCAGGUCGCCCCGAGAGCUGGAGUUGGCAGUGAGGGUGACGCUCUACGUCGUGAUUUUCCUGCUGAGCGUGGGCGGAAACAUGCUGAUAAUCACCGUGCUGGGCCUGAGCCGCCGCCUGCGCACGGUCACCAAUGCCUUCCUGCUCUCGCUGGCUGUCAGCGACCUCCUCCUGGCUGUGGCCUGUAUGCCCUUCACCCUCCUGCCCAACCUCAUGGGCACCUUCAUCUUCGGCACCGUGGUCUGCAAGGCUGUCACCUACAUCAUGGGAGUCUCGGUGAGUGUGUCCACCCUCAGCCUGGUGGCCAUCGCCCUGGAGCGCUACAGCGCCAUCUGCCGGCCUUUGCAGGCGCGCGUUUGGCAGACUCGCUCGCACGCGGUGCGUGUCAUCGUGGCCACGUGGCUGCUGUCCGGGCUGCUCAUGCUCCCCUACCCCGUGUACUCCGUGGUAAAGCCACUGAACCCCCGCGUCCAGCAGUGCACGCACAACUGGCCCAGUCCUCGCGCGCGCCAGGCCUGGUCUGUGUUUCUCCUGCUGUUCCUGUUCUUUGUACCUGGCGUCGUCAUGGCUGUGGCUUACGGCCUCAUCUCCCGAGAGCUCUACUUGGGGAUCCGCUUCCAGAGCCAGAGCCACGGGCAUGGGCAGCGGGGCCACAGCGGCCACCACAGACACGGUGGAUUACCUGGCGGGCCAAGCCCAGCACUCUCCAAUGGGCCAAGUCCCCCGGCAUCGGCUGGCCAGGAGGGGGAUGGCUGCUACGUGAAUCUCCUCUCAGAACAAUCGGGAAUGGAGCUCUCGGCACUGCCCUCCACUGCCUCUAGAAAGGACCCCCGAGGCCCCGGACCUGGGGGGAGCUCAUGGCCGCCUCAGGCUCAGGCUCAGCUGCAGGCCAAGAAGCGGGUGGUCCGGAUGCUGCUGGUGAUUGUGGGGCUGUUCUUCCUGUGCUGGCUGCCAUUGUACAGCGCCAACACAUGGCGUGCCUUUGACAAGGAAAACGCCCAUCGCGCCCUCUCCGGAGUCCCUAUCUCCUUCAUCCACCUGCUCAGCUACGCCUCUGCCUGUGUCAAUCCUCUGGUCUACUGCUUCAUGCAUCGGCGCUUCCGCCAAGCCUGCGUGGCCACUUGUGCGAGGUGCCGACCCCGCCCACCCCGGGCCCGAGUAGCCCGGGCUGGGCCCCGGUUAGGCGAUGACCAUGAACUUGACCAUCCCACUACCUCUCUGUCUCGGCUCAGCUAUACAACUGUCAGCACACUGGGUCCUGGCUGAGGGCAGCCCAAGCUAGGCAGUCCGCGUCUGGUUUUGGAAGACGUGGAACCAGUGCAGAGAUACACUGCCUCUUCUGCCUUGGGGAAUGAGUCCUUUCUGCCUUAGGGAAAAUGGGUAUCUUACUACAGGAAGCCUGGUUCCCCUCCCCCAACUCCUCCCCCAGGGUGGCACAGGUACCUCCCCCCAGGGACCAUAGGAAGUCUUACUCUGACCCUGAGCCCAAACAGUAAACUGCCACUGGGUACCCAGGACCAACAGUCUUGACAUGAAUACACUCCUAGCAAUCGCAUACCCCCAGACCAGAAAGACUUCCCUGACAAGGAGAGAGGACAGCCACCAUGGCAUAGUCCUACCUGAGGAGCUUCUAAAGGUAGCACAGGUGACCCCUGACCUACUAGGAGCUCCUCUGGUCGGGGAAAUGAACCUCACCUACCCCUGCACUGAAAUUCCCAAUCAGCACUGAGUCCUGGAUGGAGACCCAGCACUCCCCCUGGGAACGGGCUCCCCAGUCUGCACUGAGCAUCCUGGCCCUGAAUUUAGAUCCUGUUUCUGGUAGACCACGAUUCACUAACACCCUGCUCACAUAUACUGAAGAAUCCAAGAAGGUAAAUAAGACACAUGAAUGUCAAGGAAGAUGUAGGAAUAAACUUAGCCUCUGUUCCUGACACGAGUGUCCUUGUGGGGUCAGAAGUUACAGUCAGGCUCAAGACUAGAGUAUGGAGAGAACAGCCCCAAACCAAGUCCUUUGUAGAAAGGGAGGCUCUAGGCAGGGAUCUGCCCCCAGACCCUUUGCCUGCCCCGAUCUCUAUAAUCCCAAAUGUCUUCUCCAUGCACUCUCCUCACCUUCCCCAGUGUACCACCCGCUAGUUCUUCCACUGUACACAUUCCUUAUCCACAUGACAGCCUUUCAAGCACUUGAAUACAGUAAACCUGUGCCCUCUCUCUCUCUCUCUCUCUCUCUCUCUCUCUCGAGCCUUUUUCAGGCUAAACAUCCCCAGUCCUUCAGGACUUAAAUUGAGCUGUCAUUUGUGUAGCACUUUUAAGAUUGACAAAGUGCAUCUGUUCCCUUCAUUCCUUCAUCUAGUCUGAACUGUAUGGACUUUAGUCCCCCACGCACUGAUUGCCCUCUUGUGGACAUUGUCCAAUUUGCCAGUGCCCUUAAAAACAGUGUGCCUACAAGUCACCACAAUACCCCAGAGAAAGGGUCUGAGAGAGGCAGAGUCCAACAGUGGAACUGUCAUCUUCCUUGCUUUGGACUUUUGCCCAUUAAGAAGAUGUUAGCUUUUCUUGACUGUUUCUUGCAAACAUGACCAGCAUUCCUCUUUCCCCAAUAAAUUGUUAUUGCUUAAAAACUUCCAUGGCUUAGCGGAGGGUGGCAGUGGUUUGAGUGGCCAGGAGACUAGGCACUAGGAUAAAAUUUACUGUUACUCUGAGCAGAUUUCAUGGUGUGUCAGGGCAAGCUCAUCUGGGCUCAAGGCCACUCUCUCCAUAAGGAGGUAUCCUUACCUUUGCACCUUGGGGAACUUAAAACAAAGGGAUACCUCCAGUAACAAGAGAUGGAAGAAAACAGAAGAAAAUCAGAUGGAAAGGCAGGGUCUGGCCAGACAAUGAAGAAACUCAAAUACCAGACAAAGGGGUCUGAGCUCAUGACCAUAUAACUUAGCAUUUCCAACAUGUUUAAAAGUCUGUGUGAAGUGUGUGCUACAGGUCUCAGGUUCAGAAUGAAUUAAAGAGCCUUUAUUAAGUGUUUACUAUGUAUCAGCUUCUGUGCUCAGACCAAUUUGCCUUUCUGUUAGAAAUUUGUCUUGGGGUCAAGGGACAGGUUGGGCCUGGAUAGGGAAAGGGAACAGCUUCUCUUGGAGCCCAGUUUCCAAGGCUGAUUAGUGCUCCAGCUGCUGGGGAGUGAAGAAAGCUUCCUACAGAGACCUACAUUAGUGGAGAGUAGGGAGAGGAUGCUGGUACUCUGGGUUCUAGGAACUAGACUUGCCCUGUAGUCAGUCUCAUGGAGGCAGCUUGGUGCAAGAGGAAAGACUCCUGAGCUUGUGAGACAAGGGAUAGGAGUUUAGGUUCUAGCUUAUCCCUCAGUUCUUUGUAUAAUUUAGAUCUCUGGAUCUCAGUUUUCCUGUCUAAAAUGAGGGGGUUGGACUAGCUGCUCACCAGCUAACACUUGAUAGCUUUGAAAACCUAUUGUUGUAAUAUGAAUCAUGCUCAUGGGUGGUAUUUUCUCAGGAGGCACACAGGAAAAAAAGACCAAGGGGAGGGGGGGAAACUGAGGAGAAGAAAUAAUAAAGAAAAAGGUAUAGAUGUGGCUGAGCAAGGUAAGUAAGAGAGGAUAAAAUGGGAAAAAAAGGUAUGAAAGGGUAAAUAGAAGUGGGGUUGAAGGAAAUAAGGUAGGAUAGGGAGAUUGAGGAAGGGGUUGGGAUAAAACUGGAAGAAAGGGUGGGAGGACUAGGAAAAAUGUGGAGAGGGUGGAAAUAGAAAUGUGGCACUAUAGAGAGUGGAAGAAAUAAGAAAAUAUAAAUCGUAGAGUUUGAGCUAUCAAUGUGUGAUGAGACCAUCAGAUCCUAUUCUUUCCUUUUACAGAUGAGAACACUAGAGGCCCAGAAAGGGCAAGUGAUUUCCCCCAGAUUACACAGGUUUUGAAC
Sarcophilus harrisii (Tasmanian devil) is the source of this 4097-nucleotide messenger RNA. RefSeq names its product cholecystokinin B receptor (gene CCKBR). NCBI's taxonomy places the organism in Eukaryota, Metazoa, Chordata, Mammalia, Dasyuromorphia, Dasyuridae. The record is from RefSeq and is a predicted model, not a curated record. The transcript has 5 exons. Gene Ontology annotation, molecular function: cholecystokinin receptor activity; gastrin receptor activity. Gene Ontology annotation, biological process: phospholipase C-activating G protein-coupled receptor signaling pathway. Bases 64 to 1452 code for a protein of 462 amino acids. Gene Ontology annotation, cellular component: plasma membrane.